UUGGAAAAAUGCCAAUAUGGAAUGCUCGAGCUGAGUCCUCUCACGUUCAUGGUUCUUGUCGUUCUUGAUUCCCUAUGGUUUCUCCGUUGCUGCCCGAUUGUGGUAGGGUAGCUGGCUCAGCGCCGGUGAUACAGUUCAAAGUCUUUUGGGUUUUACAUUGCACGAAAAUUUGGAUACAAUGACGGACUCCAGUGAUUUGGAUCGGCAGAUAGAGCAGCUUAAAAAAUGUGAGAUUAUCAAGGAAGCCGAAGUCAAGGCAUUAUGUGCCAAAGCACGAGAAAUUCUUAUCGAAGAAAGUAAUGUUCAGCGUAUAGAUUCACCAGUCACUGUUUGCGGUGACAUUCAUGGGCAGUUUUACGAUUUAAAAGAAUUAUUCAAAGUAGGAGGAGAUGUCCCUGAAACGAAUUACCUGUUCAUGGGUGAUUUCGUUGACAGAGGAUUCUACAGCGUCGAAACGUUUCUUCUUCUUUUGGCCCUGAAGGUUCGUUAUCCCGACCGAAUAACUUUAAUACGUGGGAACCAUGAAUCCAGACAAAUUACCCAGGUUUAUGGAUUUUAUGACGAAUGUCUUCGCAAAUACGGUAGCAUCACGGUUUGGCGAUACUGCACGGAAAUAUUCGACUAUUUAUCACUCUCCGCCAUUAUCGAUGGGAAAAUAUUUUGUGUGCAUGGUGGAUUAUCUCCCAGUAUUCAGACACUCGAUCAAAUUCGAACAAUCGAUAGGAAACAAGAAGUUCCCCACGACGGACCAAUGUGCGAUCUCCUGUGGUCAGACCCCGAGGACACUCAAGGAUGGGGCGUUUCUCCAAGAGGAGCUGGGUAUUUGUUCGGGAGUGACGUUGUCGCCCAAUUCAAUUCUGCAAAUGAUAUCGAUAUGAUAUGCCGAGCUCAUCAAUUAGUGAUGGAAGGAUACAAAUGGCAUUUUAAUGAAACAGUUUUAACCGUGUGGUCGGCGCCGAAUUAUUGCUACAGAUGUGGCAACGUCGCAGCAAUUUUAGAACUCAAUGAACACCUUCAGAGGGAUUUUACGAUAUUCGAAGCAGCGCCACAAGAGAGCAGAGGAAUACCGAGUAAAAAGCCGCAAGCAGAUUAUUUUUUGUAAACAUCGUCGUUAUUAAUCAGUUCCAUAACAUUAAAAGUAAUUUCAGUAAGUUCCCGGCGUUACUUUCGUUUUUGUCCUACUGUUUUAUAGUUUUUUUUUUUCGUUUCUUUUUCAAUUGACGCAAUCAUAUAACACGAUGCAUUUAUAGGCUAUUGUAAAUGACUGAAGUAAUUACAUGCAACCCGACUCGUAUGUGGCUGUAAAAAAAGGAAAAAAAUACAAUUCCGAAUGAUUGAAUACCCUAAA
Messenger RNA from Venturia canescens, 1348 nucleotides. RefSeq names its product protein phosphatase 19C (gene Pp4-19C). The record is from RefSeq and is a predicted model, not a curated record. The transcript is spliced from 7 exons. Gene Ontology annotation, molecular function: protein serine/threonine phosphatase activity. Gene Ontology annotation, biological process: double-strand break repair via homologous recombination. The coding region runs from base 179 to 1102 and encodes 307 amino acids. NCBI's taxonomy places the organism in Eukaryota, Metazoa, Arthropoda, Insecta, Hymenoptera, Ichneumonidae. Gene Ontology annotation, cellular component: nucleus; cytoplasm.